This is a messenger RNA of Geodia barretti, 1291 nucleotides long. NCBI's taxonomy places the organism in Eukaryota, Metazoa, Porifera, Demospongiae, Tetractinellida, Geodiidae. The record is from the annotation of a GenBank genome assembly.
AGGGUGUGGCUCCGCAAUGAGCCGCAACUUUACGGCGGCGCAGUAAGUCCCCGUUCUCCGUUCUUUUUGCCCGUCUGGAGGAUAUCAUCUUUGAAUAUGGCUGUAACUGCAGCUUGUGAAGAUGGGGGGAGCGAAGUAUCAACAACGUGCUCGUCUGCCAGCUCUUCUCUGUACAGUGUCAGUGACAGCGAGAGUGAAGACGAAGGAGAAGGACAGUGGGAUACACUAGGCAGAAUGAACUCCAUUCGGAGGUCCAGUAUGUUCGAUCGGCCGAUUCUGAGGACCGUCACUCUGACACGCACUCCUACUGGCUAUGGUCUCGAGCUGCAGGGCAACAGCCCUCCCAUCAUCGCCCAAGUUUUUGGGGCAGGUGCGGAGGAGUCAGGUGUGUGCGAAGGAGAUAGACUGCUUGAGGUGAAUGGGAGAAAUGUGCGUGCGUUGAGUCACCAUGAAGCCGGCCAGCUAAUUGCAGAAUGCCCAGAGAGUGUUCGCCUGCUGCUCCACACUCGCAAGCCAAGACCUGUGCCUUCUGGUAACACAGUGUACAGUGGCUGGCUUGAAAAGAGGGGAGGCUCAGGCAUCACUCCUCGCAACUGGCGUCGUCGCUGGUUUAUUCUGAGAGAUGAUUGCAUUGCCUACUACUACAGCGACCCAGAGGACACACGGGCACUGGGUGCCAUUGUCCUCAGGAACUACACAGUUUCCAAAGCUAUUUAUGACAUGAAGAAACCGUUUACCUUCAAAUUGGUGAAGGGAGGAUCCCGGUCCUACUGUCUAUGUGCUGAUACAGAGCAAGAGAUGAACAAGUGGGCUCAAGUAUUGACAGAGGCAGCCACCUUAAAAGGAAGAGAGGAUGUUCAUUUCUCUGGCCCCGCCCAUAAUGUAAGUCUGAGUGCCCUGAGUAUCAGGGACCCAGAUUGCCAUGGAUUCCUCUUCAAGCAAGGCCACCAUGUGCGCAGCUGGAAGAAGAGGUACUGCGUCCUGAAACACCACCAGCUAUUCUACUAUGGGAAGAUGCACCACACCACUGCAUAUGGAGUGAUGGACCUCAACAGCUACUCAGUUGUCAUGGGAAAGACUACAGAAAAAAGGUUUUACUUUUACGCUCCGCCUGAGGACAAAAACAUGCGCACAUAUCACUUCUACUGUGAGAGUGCCGUAGAGAGGGAGAGAUGGAUGCAAGCUCUACAGAGGAAUAUGGAUACCACUGUCAGUGAAGUACACAAAGACAAGGACUCCUGAAUGUCAUUGUGUUUUCUCAAGCAUUCUCUCCACCACUUGCAAUUUCUCU